This is a messenger RNA of Prorocentrum cordatum, 321 nucleotides long. The record is from the annotation of a GenBank genome assembly. Lineage: Eukaryota; Dinophyceae; Prorocentrales; Prorocentraceae.
AUGGAGGCGCUGGCGGGGCAGACCAUAGGCACGGCGCCCAGCGGUCUCGGAGGGCGGCUUCACCCAGGCAUCGGCGUGGAGAUCGAGGCGAAGGCCGGCUACUGCGAGGGCGUCGUCGAGCUCGAAGGCCUGGUGCUAGACCUCAGGGCGAAGGUCAUCCAGCUCGCGGCGGAAGCCGCUCAACUCCGCAAAGACGUCAUCAUCGGCCAGGUAUGCGCCGUGCUGUCGAGGGCCGUCACGGAGAAGGGUGGCGACGAGGGCAUAGUGUUGUGCAGCGAGGUCAUGCAUGCGGGCGUUCCGCGGCCAAAAACAAGCAUUUAG